Messenger RNA from Pelobates cultripes (western spadefoot toad), 285 nucleotides. Lineage: Eukaryota; Metazoa; Chordata; Amphibia; Anura; Pelobatidae. The record is from the annotation of a GenBank genome assembly.
AUGAGGUGCAAGAGCAAAAAUUACCAGGUGGAAAAGCCCCUGCUCACUGCCGAUAUUGGUGAUCUAUUGUGGAGGCAGCAGGCUUCCUCAAAGCCUGCCAUGGUGCUGCUCUCUCACUCGCCCUCGCAGAUGUCCAGUGAAGAGUCACUCUCCAACCAGGCGUUAAUGGCUGAGACACGGAGAGUAGGCAAGCUUCUGGUGCAGGGAAGCCCUCCUGUCACUGAAGAUAGACUGAAGGCCCAACUGGAUGACCUCCUUCGCAAUAUCGCGGCAGACAUAAAUUAA